GCUGAUGGACUGGACCAAUGCCCAGGGAGGCUUGGAGGGAGCUUGAGCUACAAGAAAAAAGGCAGUGGGUCUCCAGAUUCCUGUAGCCAUGCUGCACUUGCUGUUCAGGUGGGCUCUGCCUUGGGCCAUGCUCCUGCUACUACUAGGUUCCCAGCUCCUGGUGACUCACAGCUGGAUUUCCCAAGAGGAGAAAGACAGUUAUGAACAAAGGGACAUAGAACUUCAUUUCCCUGCUACUGUGGAGUAUGCCUUGCACAUAUUCAACCUACAGAGCAAGGACUCAAUGGCCUACAGGCUGGUGCACAUCCUGAAUUCCUGGAAGGAACAGAUAGAAGACAUCCUGACAUUCUCCAUGGAGAUAAAGCUUCGCAGAACUGAAUGUGAGAAAUUUGAUGACGACAUUGACAACUGUCCCUUUCAAGAAAGUGCAGAGAUGAACAAUACCAUCACUUGUUUCUUCACCAUCAGCACUGAGCCCUGGAGAACUAAGUUUGUACUCCGGAACAAGACCUGCUUGGAAGUCUUCCUUUGAUUGAGGCCAUGCCCCACCUG
Neogale vison (American mink) is the source of this 552-nucleotide messenger RNA. Its product is annotated as cystatin-9-like. Gene Ontology annotation, molecular function: cysteine-type endopeptidase inhibitor activity. Gene Ontology annotation, biological process: antimicrobial humoral response. The transcript has 3 exons. The record is from RefSeq and is a predicted model, not a curated record. The coding region runs from base 89 to 532 and encodes 147 amino acids. NCBI's taxonomy places the organism in Eukaryota, Metazoa, Chordata, Mammalia, Carnivora, Mustelidae.